Messenger RNA from Phymastichus coffea, 1228 nucleotides. Its product is annotated as speedy protein A-like. The transcript is spliced from 5 exons. NCBI's taxonomy places the organism in Eukaryota, Metazoa, Arthropoda, Insecta, Hymenoptera, Eulophidae. Gene Ontology annotation, molecular function: protein kinase binding. The record is from RefSeq and is a predicted model, not a curated record. Gene Ontology annotation, biological process: positive regulation of cyclin-dependent protein serine/threonine kinase activity. The coding region runs from base 583 to 1227 and encodes 214 amino acids.
UAUGCACACGUUGACUCAACGUUCAUAUGUCAAUGUAUGCAUGUACGUCGCUACAUGAGUGUGUGUACAAUGCUUUAUUUAUUGCCGAUAAUUAUGCAAUAAUUGUCGACGGAGACAGAUUUGUCGCUUGUGAUACAAUGGAAACUCGCGAUUUUGAAAAAUUCACGACUUUACUCUUUUGAAAACGAAUUUAAGGGUUGCGCGAGCUUGAAGCACGCGACAUGUAGUUAUAUACUGCUGAUAUAAGUUUAUCGCUUUAUAUAUUUUGCAGAUGCUUUGGACAGGCGGUUGUUCGCGAUUGGCCCUUGUAUAGCUUUAUAAUUUUUAAAUUGUUCAUGCGCGAUACACUUUUCUCAAACUUGUCGGAAUUAUUAUGCAUCUACAGCAGACCGAUUGUUCCAUUUUUGUUGACGUUUUUUUUCUCUUGUUUAGCUAUACUCGCUUAUUUUUGCAAUAAACUGUGAGACGUUUGAUGGUGGUGAAGAACAAUGAAUGCAGCGUCGUAUAAUUUUCUUUUCUAAAACUGCAUAAACGAGAAGUUUUUACAGAGUGCUUAGCUGACUUAUUUUCGCUUUGAAAAAAAUGAAUCUGCUUGUUAAGCGUGAUUUUGCAGCAUCACCCUACAAAUCCGAAAGAGAUAAGCUCAUUUAUGUAAAACGAUUAGAUGUAAGAAGGUUCUUCAAGUUAUUAGAAAAAUUAGACGAUUUUCUCCAAAACGAUAGAUGUUGCCGAUUGGCCGAUAACUAUUUGAUAGCAAUGGUUUUUACAUACUUUUUAAGGGCCUCAUUCGAACCGGAAGAAUACACGAAACAGAAUUUUUUCGCAGCUUUGUUUCUCGCCUACAACAUGGAAGAGGACGAAGGUGAAUUUUCGGUGAUCGAACUCGAAGAUUGGCUAGAUUGUAGCCUCACUGAAUUGAGACAAUUACGCUACGAGCUUUUCCGGAGAAUAGAUCAUCGGGGUGCGGUAUCACGCUCUUGCUGCGAAGUUGUCAUGCGGUGUGCCAAUCCAGAGCACAAAAUUUGGCAGAGACGCCGACAUCUCUACCAUUCUGGUAUUGUCAGCAAAAAUACUUGGUGGCCUGACGGAAUCGAAAAGUUUUGUCCUGUGUGCGAAGGCGAGAGCGAUGAGGAUACAGAUUACGAGCGAAAAACGGACGUUCAUCAAAAUCACUCAUAUAAACGUAAUGUUGCUUUAUUAUUUGAAGUCGUAAAAAGUACACAAUAGU